This is a messenger RNA of Micropterus dolomieu (smallmouth bass), 1199 nucleotides long. It is a transcript of the gene twist1a, whose product is annotated as twist family bHLH transcription factor 1a. The record is from RefSeq and is a predicted model, not a curated record. Gene Ontology annotation, biological process: regulation of transcription by RNA polymerase II; developmental process. Gene Ontology annotation, molecular function: DNA-binding transcription factor activity, RNA polymerase II-specific; RNA polymerase II transcription regulatory region sequence-specific DNA binding; protein dimerization activity. The transcript is spliced from 2 exons. NCBI's taxonomy places the organism in Eukaryota, Metazoa, Chordata, Actinopteri, Centrarchiformes, Centrarchidae. Bases 143 to 691 code for a protein of 182 amino acids.
UACCGUUAUACAAGCCCACACCCCUAUUGCAGGCCACACUUAUAAUUACCUGCCGUGUUUGCUGAUGUUGUAACCAGUUCAGUGGAUUAGGGUCAGGGGCUAUUACGGUGCUACAGACCACAGAAAAGUUUUGGAAGAGACGAUGCGGGAAGAGGACUCCUCUCCAAUGGACAGUGCGGGGAACAGUGAGGAGGAGACCGACCGUCAACUGCCGCGGAGAGGCGCGAGGAAGCGGCGGGCCACACGAAAGAGCGCGGACGACGAGGAAGAGGGAGACAUGGAGAGUCCGAGCACCGGGAAAAAGACAUGCAGAAAGACCUGCGAUGGAGGAGGCGGCAGCGCUGGGAGCGGCGGCAGUGAAGGCAGCAGCAGCCCCGAGCCCUCCUUCGAUGAUCUACAGACACAGCGCGUGAUGGCCAACAUCCGAGAGCGACAACGGACGCAGUCGCUGAACGAGGCAUUCACGUCGCUACGCAAGAUCAUCCCCACCCUCCCAUCGGACAAACUCAGCAAGAUCCAGACGCUGAAGCUCGCGGCCCGGUACAUCGACUUCCUGUGCCAAGUUCUGCAAAGCGACGAGCUGGACGCGCGAGGGACAAGCUGCAGCUACGUGGCGCACGAGCGCCUGAGCUACGCGUUCUCGGUCUGGAGGAUGGGGGGAGCGUGGACCUUGUCUACUACGUCCCACUAGCAGGGCUGCUGUGGAUGGUCCAGCACGAUUAUCCAGACUGAAGAACCAGUGGAUGAGGCCGACCCUUCAGAUAAACUGAAAGAGGCCAAACACAGCUGACGCCCAGCCGCUGUGCUUUAGGCCUCAGAAGAGAGCGGGCUUUUCAUUUUUCCCGUUGCGUGGACUCUAAUGUUUGCAAGGGAGCACUUAGGACAGACAGGACGGAUAUGAAGAAAGGAAGACCACUGCGACGAUGAAUGUUGUAAAAACAAAACGAGCUCUGAGGAACUGCUCUGUUUUGAAACUCGAGAGAAAAAUGACAAUUCAUUCCACAUUCCCUGUGACAAUGUUUCACAGCAAAUGAAGUAUUUUGUAUUUAUUUUUCUACACCGGUUCGAAAUUCCUUUCCCCCACUCAAAUAAAAGUUAUUUAUUUUGGGAUAUCUCGUGAAUGUUGAAUGGAUCUGGAGUAUGGGCAUUUUGAGUGCUGUAAAUAUUUGGUAAUGUCUUGAAUAAAAACAAUGAAAGUA